GCGGAGCCGGAGCCGGAGCGAGUGACUGUUCCGUCUGUAGCCGGCCCUUGGAGCCGGAUUUGAGCGCACUUGGGAGCCAGCAGCCAGCCACCGCCCCGACAGCGGACUCCGCGCCCAGCGCCCGGAGAUCCUCCUCCUGUUUGAGUCAUGGCACCAUUUCUUCGCCUCUCGUUUAAUUCCUACGAGGUGGGAUCCUUGGUGAAUUCAGCUGACCCUCUACCGCCAUUCGUUGCUGUAAAGGUGAAGGAAGCCUUGACAACAGAACGCGGGAAGACUCUGGUUCAGAAGAAGCCAACUAUGUAUCCAGACUGGCAAUCUUCCUUUGAUGCUCACAUUUACGAGGGACGUGUGAUCCAGAUUGUGCUGAUGAAGAGUGCAGAGGAACCUCUGUCUGAGGUCACUGUCGGGGUUUCAGUCCUUGCUGAGCGUUGUAAGAAAGGCAAUGGCAAGGCAGAGUUCUGGUUGGAUUUGCAGCCCCAGGGGAAGGUACUAAUGGCAGUGCAGCUGUUCCUGGAGGAUUCAGAUUGUCACCAGUCUGUGAGGGAGGAAGAUGGGGCAGUGACACUGAACCGGCGCCGAGGAGCAAUCAAACAGGCGAAAAUCCACUACAUCAAGAACCAUGAGUUCACUGCCACCUUCUUCCGACAGCCCACCUUCUGCUCAGUGUGUCGGGAUUUUGUCUGGGGCCUGAACAAACAGGGCUACCAGUGUCGACAAUGUAAUGCUGCAAUCCACAAGAAAUGUAUUGAUAAAAUCAUUGGUCGUUGUACAGGCACUGCCACCAACAGCAGGGACACUGUGUUCCAGAAGGAGCGUUUCAAUAUCGAUGUUCCACACAGGUUUAAAGUGAAUAACUACAUGAGCCCGACAUUCUGUGAUCACUGUGGGAGCUUGUUGUGGGGGCUAGUCAAACAAGGACUCAAAUGUGAAGAAUGUUUGAUGAAUGUGCACCACAAAUGUCAAUCCAAAGUUGCCAAUCUUUGUGGGAUCAACCAGAAACUGAUGGCUGAGGCACUGAACCAGAUUAGCCUGAAAUCAUCUACUCGGAGAUCUGAUAGCAGUCUGCCUGACAAUUCAAAUAUUGGCAUUUAUCAGCCUUUCAACAACAGCGGUGGUCCUGGAACCCCACACCUGGACAGCACAGACAGUCACCAAUAUGGCAAGUUGUGGGAAGAUGGUUCACCGAAACCUCCACAGCGAGGACCCAGUCUCCGUCCCAAUUCCAUGAGGAAACUGACAAUCGAGAACUUCACUCUCCAUAAAGUGUUAGGAAAAGGAAGCUUCGGGAAAGUUUUACUUGCGGAACUGAAAGGAAAGGGCGAGUUCUUCGCUGUGAAAGCACUGAAGAAGGAUGUGGUUCUAAUGGAUGACGAUGUGGAAUGCACGAUGGUGGAGAAACGGGUUCUGGCUCUGGCCUGGGACAAUCCAUUUCUCACUCACCUGUACUCGACCUUUCAGACCAAGGAGCAUCUGUUCUUUGUCAUGGAAUAUUUGAAUGGAGGUGACCUGAUGUUCCACAUUCAGGAAAAAGGACGUUUCGAUCUGUACCGAGCGAUGUUUUAUGGAGCGGAGAUCAUCUGCGGAUUGCAAUUCCUGCACUCGAAGGGGAUUAUUUAUCGAGACCUCAAACUGGACAAUGUGAUGUUAGACAAGGAUGGGCAUAUCAAAAUCGCUGACUUUGGGAUGUGCAAGGAGAAUGUGUUUGGAGAGAACAGAGCUACCACUUUCUGUGGAACACCAGAUUACAUUGCACCAGAGAUCUUGCUGGGCCAGAAGUAUACUUUCUCGGUUGAUUGGUGGUCAUUUGGGGUGCUGCUAUAUGAGAUGCUGAUUGGUCAGUCACCAUUCCAUGGUGAUGAUGAGGAUGAACUAUUUGAGUCAAUCCGGGUGGACACGCCUCACUAUCCUCGUUGGAUCACUAGGGAAUCCAAGGACAUCCUGGAAAAGCUGUUUGAAAGAGAUCCAACAAAGAGACUCGGCAUUGCAGGAAACAUCAAACUACACAACUUCUUCAAAACGGUGAACUGGACAGCACUGGAGAAAAGAGCAAUUGAUCCUCCAUUCAAACCCAAAGUGAAAUCUCCUGGUGACUACAGCAACUUUGACCGAGAGUUUCUGAGUGAGAAGCCGCGCCUGUCUCAGGGCGACAAGAAUUUGAUAGACUCCAUGGAUCAGUCUGCAUUCCUGGGAUUUUCCUUCAUUAACCCCAACAUGGAGCGUCUGAUCAAAUAAUUACAAAAUGAUCAGCCCUCUAAUCACACUCCUGCAUUUCAUCUGAUUUGAUUGGACCCCAGGGAUGGGAGUUGGGACUGUUUUCUGGUUUUUAUCUAAUCCACCUGUUAUCAUUGUGGCAAUGAGUGAUUCUGAGGCUGCCCAUUCUUGGGGCAUUACAGCGGCUCCACAUCAGGGGGGGUGGUCUGGGGCUGGAGGUGGGUAAUGGUGUCUGGGCAUGGCCUCUGGUUGCCAGCCAACAUACAGUCGGGUUUAUUGUAAAGUUUUUCUGAGAAUAGAGAAGCAAACGAUGGUCAUCGAUAUUUUUUAAACUCCCGGCUUUUCAUCUUAGUAUCAUUAUCUCUGAUUAAAGUGUACAAUGCUGUAAAGGUCACCUUCAAAUUGCAGUAUCUUUUCAUCAGCUCUGAACAGUGUUUCUAAUUACCGUGAGACAGACCUGGUGAAAGCAAAAUAAUCUUGUACAUGUGUCGGACAGUUUUCAAAAUCACUCACUGGGUGAGGGUGUCGCUGGCUGGACCAGCAUUUAUUGCCUGUCCUUAGUUGCCCCCUUGAGAAGGUGGGGGUGAGCUGCCUUCUUAACCACUAUAGUCCAUGUGCUGUAGGUUGACUCAGAAUGCCCUUAGGGAGGGAAUUCCCGGAUUCUGACUGGAUGGAGAGUGGCUCUGAGUGGAACUUGCAGGUGGCUGGUGUUCCCUUGUAUCUGCUGCCCUUGUCCUUUUGGGAAAGAUAGAAGUGUUCGUGAUUUGGAAGUUGCUGUCUGAGGAUCUUUUUAUCAGUAUAUCUUGUGGAUAGUACACACUAUUGCUACAGAGCAUCAGGGGGACGGGAUCGAUGUUUGUGGAUGUCGUACCAGUAGAGUGGCUGCUUUGUCCUGGAUGUUGUCAAGUUUCUUGAGUGUUUUUGAAGCUGCAACCAUCUGGGCAAGUUGGGGGCGUUUCAUCUCAUUCUUGACUUGUGCCUUGUAGAUGGUGGACAGGGAUACAGGAGGAGAGUUACUAGCUACAGGAUUCCUAACCCAUGACCUGCUCUUGUAGUCAUUGCUUACAGAUAAAUAAAGAAUUUUACACCCUCCAAAUCUCUAAUUUUGAACCGCAGUCACUUGUUUGACCAAUGUAAAUUAAAGAAGUAGUUUGUGGAUAGCAAGCUCCCACAGACUAACAUAUGGUUGUGGUGCUUUGGAAUGGCAGUUAUCUGGCAUCUUUGGCUAUACCAAUGUUAUCCCUAAUCAGGCCAAGCCUGGCAGUUAUCCAGGUCUUGUAAGUGGCAAACAAGUACCUGAGGAGAUGUGCUUUUUCCCCACUGGUCAAAUAAAUGGCAGCGUUCGAUGCUGAACAUAUACCGAAGGCUUGGAGACAUCCAUGUGAUGUGCCCUGGGAGUUCCGAGGGAUGGGAUGGGAUGGAAUAUGAUCAGCCUUGUGCCUGCAAACCCUUCACCAAUUUGGCCGUGACAUUGCAUUGGUCCACAUGUGGUACGGCUGGGGAGAUGGUUAUGAUUAGAAGAAUUAACUUUUAUGAAACACCGUUCCCUCCAUUGGACAUUCCAACAAAAUUAGCAAGAAUUAAACAGAAAGAUGUGGUUGUAUGAGUACAUCUCAGAUCAUUCUGAACUGAGCCUCCAAAAGAUGAUUUGAUAGACUUCCUCAUUAGAGAAAUAGUGGCUGUGGAAAGAUAGUGAAUUGAAACAGGAAGGAAAGUGAAGAAUAUUGCCACUGAGCAGCAGGAGGUUAGAUUGAAUGUGCUAUUCAUCAGUUACUCACUGAUGUCCAGUUUGAGUUCUGCCAGGGCCACUCUGCUCCUCAUUCAUUACAACUUUGGUUGGAACAUAGACAAAAGAGCUGAAUUUCAGAGGAGUGACUAUCCUUGACAUUUAAGAUCAUGUUUGGUCAAGAGUGGCUCUAAAGGAUCCCUAGCAACACAAGUCAGGGAAACUUUCAACAUCAUCAGCAUCAUCAUCAGUCCAACUUACCUUCCCUGCAUUGUAAGGUCAGAAGUGAGAAUGUUGGCUGAUAAUUGUGCAAUGUUCAGCAACAUUUGCAAGCUGUCAGAUAGUGAAUCAAGAGCAGGACAAUAUCCACAGUGGGGGCUGACAAGUGGCAAGUAACAUUUGCCUCAUAUGUUACAGGUAGUGACAAAUUCCAACAAGAGAUUCUGACCACAGCCCCUUGCCUAUCAUUGGCAUUGCCAUCACUGAAUCCAUCACUAUCAACUUCCUGGGGAUUACCAUUAACCAGAAACUCCAACUAGACUAGUUAUAUAAAUGGAGUAGCUACGAGAGUGGUUGCUUUGUGCUAGAUAUGAGUCUAACCAGUGGAGGCCUUUCCCUCAGAUUCCCACUGACUCCAUUUUUCCUCUGGCUUCUUGAUAUCAAGGACAGUCACUCUGACCUCCUGAUUUUUUCACAUUGUCAAGUAGAUACUAGUUUUGUAAUUGUACUGGAAUAGCUUGGCUAGAGGUGUACAUGUUCUAGAGAACAGGUCUUCAGUACAGUUCUCAAAAUGUUGUCAGGGCCUGUAGCCUUGUCCGUAUCCAGUGCCUCUAACUGUUUCUCAUUUUGUGUUUUUUAUUCUUUUAAAUUCUCUUGCAGAUGUGGGCAUUGCAGGCUGGGCCAACAUUUAUUGUCCAUCCCUAGUUGCACUUAAGAAGGUGGUGGGGAGUUGCUGCCUUUGAGCCACUGCAGUCUGGGAUUGCAAACCUGAGCAGGGCACAGACACUAACCGUGUAGUAAUGAGAUUUUAAUUGGAGGUGAUCAAAAGUCUGAAUGAGCUGAGUGCCAAUAUCUCAGCUUGUGGAGCUACAGGCAAUCUAAAGAUAGGGGUAGGAGCUGUGGGAGUGGAUAAUGUUAGAGAUGUGGGAAAGGAUGGUCUUUGUCAUGUCAUACUGCUGCUCAGAAAACAGAAAUUACAAUUAAUUGGUGGAAGGAUUAGAGGGGGAGUUGAGAACAGUCCUUCAGCCAGAAUGGUGGGGAUCUGGAAUGCAGACAGGAUAGCUGAGGCAGAAAACUUUAUUGUGUUAUAAAACAAAAUCUGGAUGUGCAGUUAAGCUGCUGCACCUACCGGUAUUAUGUCGGGUUGGUCAUUCUCAGCUUGCACAGACUUGAUGGGAUGACUGACUCUUUUUGUCUGCUGUAAAUGUUUUCUGUUUCCAAGUCUGCCCUUAAAUGUAGGGGAGCAGAUACAAAAAUGUCUUGCUCAGUGAAGAUGUCUUAUUUGUACCUUUUUUAAGAUGUGAAAUUCAAAUAGACUGUGUGCCAUUAACUUUGUUUAAUUUAUAAUGUGCUGCUACAAAGAUAGUAGCCAAAAGUCUGGUAACCUGGAUUCUGAAUGCAAGAACUAACUCCUGUCUCUGGAAGUCAAAAUGAAAAUGUAAAUACACAUGGGUGGAGUCAUCCCUCCUGUUUUGAAAAGACAUUCUCUAGAUACAAAAUCACUUGUGAUUUAUAGCUCCUAUUGUUUGGACCUGUACAAAAGCUGAAAACAAAUGCUCACCAAAACUCAGUCUGCAAAUAUAAAACUUUCAAGGGAAGUUGUAAAUGGCCACCAUUAAUUGCCAAUGUAGCGAUUAGCUUCUUCUUUUGUUCAAUUGUUUGGACAAUAAGAGUAGCUGACUUCAGAUAACAACAGUUUGUAACUCCAAGGAACAGCGAGGGAUCAUUCAGUCUAGACCCCCACAGCAUGGAGGGGAGAAACCUGCCAAAUUCCUGGCAUCCCAGCCAGGAAGACAAUCAAGUUUUGUUAUCUGCAAAUUUCAGCUAAAUUUGGGGAGACUAAAUUUCAGAGAAAAACCCAGGGUAUUUCCAACCUCAAUUUAUCUCUAAAUAAUAACCAUGAGCCAGAACACAUUAGGCCACAGUGCUUGUAUCUUAAAGAAGUACUUUAAAAUUUGAUGAUCAUGUUAUUUUGGUCAAUAAUCUAAGUGCAUGUUUUUUUUUCCAGAAUUAAUCUUUCCUUGUCUGUGUCUGAAAGUGUGAGGGGAUGAUUAUUUUCAUUGCAUUUACAUU
Stegostoma tigrinum is the source of this 6229-nucleotide messenger RNA. Its product is annotated as protein kinase C delta type-like. Gene Ontology annotation, molecular function: ATP binding; diacylglycerol-dependent serine/threonine kinase activity. Lineage: Eukaryota; Metazoa; Chordata; Chondrichthyes; Orectolobiformes; Stegostomatidae. Bases 148 to 2232 code for a protein of 694 amino acids. Gene Ontology annotation, biological process: protein phosphorylation. The transcript is spliced from 18 exons. The record is from RefSeq and is a predicted model, not a curated record.